AUGAAAGACUUUUUAGGAGAAGGAAGUCAAGCAGGACAAACAUUGCUCAGACUUGUCUCCCGUGGAAAUGCAAUCAUUGCAGAGAUGUUGCGUCUUAGUGCACACAUUCCACCGACAUUCAAACUUGAGGACAGAAACGAUCGACUUAAAUACUCUGAUAUCCUCAUGGAUUUCCGAUAUCUCUCGAAUCCAGAUUAUUUUGAAGCUAAAAUUGAAGAUAAUAGAGAAUUGGUAGAUUUAGAAGCAGAGUUUAGAGAGAAUCAUCUUGAAAUAUUGGUUCGUUUCUAUCAUCUCUUUGAAAGUAUCUAUAAAUACAUCAAAGAUCUCGAACAUUAUUUGAUAGAUGUCGAGAAAGGUUUCUAUAUUCAUUUAACAAUUGAAGCAAUUCUAAUGAAUGGUGAUGGUAAACAAUUGGUAUCAGAAGCAAUCUAUUUGUAUGGUGUUAUGUUGAUUCUCAUGGACAACUUGAUAGAGGGACCUGUUAGAGAGAGAAUGUUGAUCUCUUACAUGAGAAACAAGGGUCCAGUCGAUUUACCAUUUAUCGACGAUGUUUGUAAGCUCUGUAAAUCAACCGGUUACAUUCCGGGUGCACCAAAGCGACCAAACAACUAUCCAGAGGAAUUCUUUGCACGUGUACCAAUCUCUCAGAAUGUCUUAUCGAUGGUGGUCGGUCGUCUAACUUCCGAUGACAUCUACAACGGUGCUCAAUCAUUCCCACAUCCAGAUCAUCGUAGUAUUGCUCUUUCCACUCAAGCAACGAUGCUCUACAUGAUCCUCUACUUUAUUCCAGAUAUCUUGCAUAAUAAAUUCGUAAAAUAUUAA
This is a messenger RNA of Heterostelium album PN500, 822 nucleotides long. RefSeq lists its product as uncharacterized. The record is from RefSeq and is a predicted model, not a curated record. Bases 1 to 822 code for a protein of 273 amino acids. The transcript is spliced from 4 exons. NCBI's taxonomy places the organism in Eukaryota, Evosea, Eumycetozoa, Acytosteliales, Acytosteliaceae. Gene Ontology annotation, biological process: actin filament polymerization; regulation of actin nucleation; endosome fission. Gene Ontology annotation, cellular component: WASH complex; endosome.